Messenger RNA from Aspergillus saccharolyticus JOP 1030-1, 851 nucleotides. Its product is annotated as DUF4604 domain-containing protein. The transcript is spliced from 2 exons. The record is from RefSeq and is a predicted model, not a curated record. Lineage: Eukaryota; Fungi; Ascomycota; Eurotiomycetes; Eurotiales; Aspergillaceae. Bases 297 to 806 code for a protein of 169 amino acids.
UUCCAAUCUUGACUGACGGGUUAGAAUACUUUUCCCGUUUGGAACAUACGACGUCCCUCUGACUGUCUGGAUAGCUUGACCCUCUGCCACAGUCUACAUCUACGGAAAGACUUUCCAGUAUUGCUGAGUGAUAGCGUGGCGUCCCACGUCAUAGCAGGGACACUAGAGGGUCCCCACUCCAUUAACUGUGAAGCGCUGCUUGCAGCGGCUUCUGGAGCUGUUACGAUAACUGCUUGAAUGUACUCACUCACAUAUAAGUAUAUAGCUAACAGUUAAAUUCUCAAUUGGCCAUAACCAUGUCAUUCAAGUCAAAAAAUCUCGCCUACGAGGCCAAAGAGCCGGCUUUUCUACAGAGACUCAGGAACCAGUAUGGAGACAACUCGGGUCGUCUAGAGAGACCAGUUGCUCGGGCCCGGAAGCCGCGCGAAGAGCACGACGACGACGGGCCGACCUACGUCGACGAAGAGAGCAACGACAUCAUCUCUAAAGAAGAAUAUGAAGCUUUAGUGCGGGGGAAUAAAUCCACUGAAGAUGGCGAUCACCCCGAGAAGGACCAGGACAAGUUUGCAGAGCCCGCUGGGGAGGGUAGUAAAUCAGGCGCUGAGGGCGAGGCCGAGGCGUCGGUCUCCAAGCAGAACAUCGCCGAAAUAGGCGGACCACGGAAGAGGAAACAGGCCAAGGUCAUCGGGGAAGAUGCUCCAGCAGCAGAAAGUGAAGAGAAGACGAAUACCAAAAAGAAGGACUCGGGCGUGCGGAAAGCAAAACAGAAGAAGAUCAAGCUCUCUUUCGACGAUGAUGACUCAUGAUGAUGAAUGUCGAGUCACGAACCUGGACCAAUGCAUGAUACCCCA